Molecule: messenger RNA, 2261 nt
Organism: Glossina fuscipes
Lineage: Eukaryota; Metazoa; Arthropoda; Insecta; Diptera; Glossinidae
Product: laccase-2-like
Exons: 8
Coding region: 118-2190 (690 amino acids)
Biological process (GO): iron ion transport
Cellular component (GO): plasma membrane
Molecular function (GO): copper ion binding; oxidoreductase activity
Source: RefSeq, a predicted model, not a curated record
AAAUCCCGUAGCUUGUCGACGGCACGGUAGAACUUUUUAAACGUCUUUAUAAUCGGCGGUCAGGCAUAGCACUGAGCUCUGAAUGUUGUUAUUACAAGUUUAUUAAAUCGCGCAAACAUGUUACUGAAAUCACUUCAAGAAUGUCUUCUCAUUAUUUCAAUUUGUUUAUUUUUACUGUUGGCUAUUAUUGCUUCCGUUGCACAGUCAGAUGAGAUAGUAGCGGCAGAAACUUCUAUAGAAAAACUAUAUGAUCAAAAUGGAAUGAAUUCCAUGUUAAAGGUCUCGAUGCCAGUUCUUGCAACUGAGCCAAUGCCACCUAUAUUGAAUCUCUCAAAUUAUCCGGGUGAAGAAUGCAAGCGUGAUUGUAUGCCGAAUCAAAAGCGUGUAUGUUAUUUUCACUUUGUUUUGGAAAAUUACCAAGCAAUGGGAGUUGCUUGCGGCAAGUGUGCUGAAGGCGUGGAAAGCGAUUGCUAUAAACCACAAUGUAUUAUCGGUGAUGGUGUGGAAAAAGGUGUAAUGAGUAUUAAUCGUCAAAUACCUGGCCCAGAUAUUCAAGUUUGCCAUGGUGAUUAUAUCGUGGUCGAUGUAGUGAAUCAUGCUCAUGGCAGCGCCGCAACCAUACACUGGCACGGUCUGCACAUGAAAGACACUCCGUACAUGGACGGCGUGCCAUAUGUCACUCAGUGUCCGAUACCAUUUGCCACCACAUUCCGUUAUGAAUUCUAUGCUACUGAGCCUGGUACACAAUUCUAUCACUCACAUUCCGGCCAUCACAAAGUAAACGGACAAUACGGUGCCUUAAUAGUAAGGCAACCUUUAAAAGAAGAUCCUGAGAAUCUGAUGUACGAUUUCGAUUUACCGGAACAUUAUGUAUUAAUAUCGGAUUGGAUGCAUGUCUAUGGAGAAGAUAUGUUCCCGGGCCGACCAAGCAGGGAGAUACUUCCAAACUCAGUGUUAAUUAAUGGACGAGGCCAAUACAUGGCACCCGAAGGUUCCGAACGCACAACCGUACCUCCCACUAUAUACUAUGUGGAAGCUGGUGAACGAUAUCGUUUCCGCUUAAUUAAUGGUAUUAGUCAUGCCUGUCCUAUUCAAUUCCAGAUUGAAAAACACGAUUUGGUGAUAAUUGCCUCGGACUCAUUUAAUGUACGACCUCGUCUUUUUAAUACAUUGGUCUCUAAUUCGGGUGAACGUUACGACUUUGUACUGACUGCUAAUCAUACCGAAGGCGAUUUUUGGAUACGUGUACGAGCUAUGGGUAUUUGUAAACCGGAACGCAUUGAAUCAUUUGCCCUGUUAAGGUACAAAAAAGGUAACGGCGAAGAGGAUGAACCAGAUGAAAGUGAACGUCCCGAUAUGCCUGACUAUGACCAGGAGUAUCCCAGCGAUUUGACGUUAAAUCAUCCGAAAGCUAGUUGUUUUGAGCAUAAGGACGAUUAUUGCAUAACUGAAUUAACAGCUUUAGAAGAAGAUGAGGAUUUGCGUUAUGGUACACCGGAUCACAAAUUCUUUUUGGCCUUCCAAAAUCACGAAAUGAACAAUGAGGAACUAUUCGAAAAUAAUCAAUAUAAUCAUUUCGCAAAUAUAUUCUCGAAUAUCACAAUUGUUGGAGCCAUUAAUAAACUUAGCCUGGUAUUUCCUGAUAGUCCGCCUCUGACCCAGCCAAGGGAUAUAGAUGAGACGAAAUUAUGCCAAAUAGAUAAAUGGCCGGAACAUUGCCGGUCAAAUAAAGAGCUGUGUCCUUGCGUACAUGUUUUGCCCGUGAAAGAGAACAGUCUUGUCGAAUUGAUAGUGGUGGAUGAAAGCGAAUUUGUAGGCGAUUUGCAUCAUCCUUUCCAUUUACAUGGUUAUCGUUUUAUGGUCAUCGGAUUAUAUCGAAACACCACCGGCUUACCCAUGACUCUAAACAGAGCAAAAAGUUUAGAUCGAAGUGGUAGUCUAAAGCGCCAAACUGGACCGCGACCUCCAUUUAAAGACACCGUCUCUAUACCUAAUCGCGGCUAUGCUGUUAUUCGUUUUCGCGCUACGAAUCCUGGCUUCUGGAUAAUGCAUUGCCAUUACGAAUGGCAUGUAGCCAUCGGUAUGGGAUUGAUAUUACAAGUAGGUCCAACAGCUCGCAUGGUAAAACCACCCGUAGGUUUUCCACGUUGCGGCAACUAUUUGCCGCGUGUGAAAAGACCACAUUUUUAGCUUUAGUCAAAUACAUAAAUAACCAAAGGCAUUUUUAUUCUAUCUUUUCUAAACUAAGUUAAGAAUUUUAA